Symbiodinium sp. CCMP2592 is the source of this 1269-nucleotide messenger RNA. The record is from the annotation of a GenBank genome assembly. NCBI's taxonomy places the organism in Eukaryota, Dinophyceae, Suessiales, Symbiodiniaceae.
AUGUCAUUUUCAGUUCGGCAAUCAGGUGCUAUGCAGGAGAUUCCCUUGGCCGCAACCGCGGACGUGAGUGCUGCACAUAGGUUGGUCUUGCAUCGGAAGAGCGAUUGGGCCUUGAUGUCAUGCAGAGCAGAGCAAGGGUCCGACACGAUUUGGAUCAAUAAAGUAGGAACGUUCGGGCUCAGCCCAGCCUCGUUUUGGUGGAGCAGGUUGUAUGGAAUCAUAGGCAGAGUGGUCACCCGUUGCCUACUGCAGCACGCCUUUUACCACUUCGCUUAUGUGGACGACGUGCAUCCCACAUUUUAUGGGAAGCGGAUGUUCAUCAACUUCUUGGUUUGGUUAAUCCUUCAAGACUUGAUAGGGGUGCCUUUUGCUUACCAUAAGUUCAAGGGAAAGACGCUGGCACGGAAAGCGCGUUUUGUCGUUUCAGUUAGAAAGUUUGCGGAGUUUCUUGGGAGGCUUGGUUUCGUGUCCAGGGUCGUGUACUGGAUCAAACCACACUUGGCCCCCUUGUAUGCUUGGUCAGCUGCAGCUUCGAAGAGCCACGUUGCAAAAAUGCCGGACACGGUCAUCUUGACUUUGCUUUACUUGGAGGCAACGCUUAAAGACAUCAACUUCAAAGUCGCACCGGGUCGACAACGGGAAGAGACAGGGCAUCUCUUUCACACGGACGCUAAAUGCGCCGAUGGUUAUGUUGUCUUAGGAGGUUGGGACUCUAGCCAGGACCUUUCGGUUGCACCUUGGUUCUCUAUAGUGGUUAAGCCUGCGGAUGCCCCGUACCUUUUCGACGAAGAUGGAAAAUCACAAUGGGCGUCAGCUUCAGCCGAGCUGUUAGCUACAUUGGCCGCGUUAUGGAUCUUUGGACACCUCAAAGAGAGUAGUUCGCAGAGGCGACUCCCAGUUGCCAUUGCCGGGGCCACAGACAAUCAGAGCAACGAGAAGCUUCUUAGGAAACAAUCCACGACUAAGUGGCCGCUCAUGCUGAUCAACAUGCAGCUCUCACACCUCUUAAGAAAAGCUUGUUUGAGACUCAGCUUGACUUGGAAACCUCGCGACGAAAACAAGCUGGCAGAUGCUCUGACGAAUCAGGAUUUCAGCUCUUUCAGUUCCGAACACCGCUUGGAUGUCAGUUUCAGUGAGCUACCACUCGAGCUCUUGAAUCAGUUGUGGUCGUCGAAGUCCGACUUCGAUGCGUCUCGCAAGGCGCUGCAGUCUGCAAGCAGUUUUCAGCCUCGUGUCCCGAAGAGGAAGCGCGAAGGCACGCCCUGGUGA